Molecule: messenger RNA, 1116 nt
Organism: Sphaeramia orbicularis (orbiculate cardinalfish)
Lineage: Eukaryota; Metazoa; Chordata; Actinopteri; Kurtiformes; Apogonidae
Product: perforin-1-like
Exons: 3
Coding region: 103-843 (246 amino acids)
Biological process (GO): immunological synapse formation; defense response to virus; T cell mediated cytotoxicity
Cellular component (GO): membrane
Molecular function (GO): wide pore channel activity
Source: RefSeq, a predicted model, not a curated record
UUAACCAGGAAACAUGCUGUGGGUAACCAAAUUAACCUGAUUUCCCUUCCUGUCAUCUAGUCACAGAGGUGUUUAUCCCUGGACCUGGCAGUGGGUCUGGGGAUGGCCAGACUAAACACUUCAUGCUCCUGUUUCCUAAACAACAGGGGCAUGAGGGGCUACUAUUCUGCUGGUCUGUAUGAACAGGUCACAGAGGCGAUAGGAGGCAACGGUUGGAGCGGUUUGGUUUCUAACAACUACCCUGACUCUGAGGGCUACCGUCGGUGGAAGGAAUCCCUGAAGGGCAUCCCUGCGAUUGUUAAAUUCUCCAUCAGACCACUUUCUGAUCUGGUGAGUGAUGAGGCAAAAAGUGGACUGGAAGAUGCUAUAAAUGAGUACAGAAGGGACAAGGACAUGACAUUUCCAGUCACAGAACGGUCCUGUAGCCGACCUACCCAUUACAGUGACUGCUGCCCCAAACAGCUGGGGAAGGGCUGGCUAAGGGUGACCAUUUUCCGAGGCUGGGAUCUGAUUGGAGAUGUAUUUAGCGUCACUAAUGGGUAUUACAUUGUGAUAUCACACAGUCAAAAAUUCUACAGGACCCAAAGUAUUGAGUCAGACAACCCUCGGUGGGACGAGGAGUACGAUCUGGGUUCGGUGGACAUUGGACAGGAACUGAAGCUUGAGCUCAAAGAUGAUAAUCCGUUCCGGCAGGAGCUGCUGUUGUCGUGUUCAUGGAUUGUGAAGGUGGGGUCAUACACUUUGACCUGCAGCGGCUCGAGCAGCACCUUCAAAGCAAAAUAUACCCUCUACUGUGGCCCCCACCUCACAGGGGACAACUGUGACAUAUAUGAACCGUUCUGAGAAAUGAGCAUUUAUUCAGUUACAUGAAAUGCCACUUUUAUACUUAGAGAACAUUUCAGAACCUGGACUUCAUCACUUUUAUCACAGUAUAGAAGCAGUACUUUACCUUUUAUCACAGUAUCUGUAUUAAUACUGGAGGAAACUCUGUAUGCACGUCCUCUGAGAUGUAUCUGUUUGAUUCACACUAAAGUCUGAAGGUCUGCUUAUAGAAUGAAACUGGACUCAGGUUUGGAAGGUGUGUGGAAAAUAACAGACAAUAAAAAAUACAUGAAC